AUGGCGUUUGGGCGUUACCUCAGUGUGACCUUGCUCCUGUCUGUGUGGACAACUGCCAAAUGUGAUCAUAUUCCCAAUGGAGUUCAUAUGGAGUGUCGUGAUCGUUACUUCAUGGUAGCUGUUGAUCUCUCCUACUCUGGGAAUGAACCUCUCUUUGAGGCAAUUGAUGAGACUGGUGUGUACCCCAUCAAUAAGGAGUAUGGAGCAAAGUGUGGCUACAGUGUCAGUGUUGUCCCUGCUUCGGAACAUCUGGAGCUCAGAGCCUCUUACUUCAGCUGUCACACUGACAACAAGGAGGAUGAAGUAUUCACAUUCAACUUCAACCUGAUUGUGACACCCAAGGGAAAGGAUGUCACCUAUGCUUUGAACAAAACCUGUUCUCCCCCUCUUCCCUGGUCUCCCAGAGAGGUCACCUGUGAGGUCAACUACAUGGAAGUGUCUGUGAGGAGUGAUGUGGCAUGUCCAACAGGGACAAAGGAUGACUGGGAUGCUAGUUUCAAAAGGGCUUAUUCCUCAGCCACUUCAGAAUGGCAGGUGAUGUUUCAGCGGGCGCAGCCGGGGGUGUUGCCCAUUAGCCUUAACACGGCUAAGACUCGUGGAUAUACAUUUGACUUGACAGAUGGAAGGCUUGUAUUUCGUACUCCGUAUGGACAACCUGAAUCAUACAGCACUGAGGUGAAUGGUGUUCCAGUAGAGGUGGUCCAUGCAACACUAUUGUCCCGACUAAGCUGGGUUUCAGUCAUGGUUGACCUGGUGGCUGCUUGCUCAAUGCAUAAAGGAUCAUAUGACAACAGUAGCUACAUUAUGUGGGAGACUUCUGAGGUGCGACAUCCAUGGGUGUCGGAUCUAAACCAGAUGCAGGUCAACAUUGGAUUCAAUGGUGAACUUGUGGCACAGCCAGUUGCAGAGAAGAGAGGCUACAUUGUAAAGCAGCACAACUCCACAGUCAAGAUCAGCAUACCCUAUAAGGCUGAAGGAGUAUACAGGAAGAGCAUCGUGUCUGGGAACCUCUACAAGUUCUCCAUCUUUCAUCUCUACUUGGAGCAAAUCUCCGUGGAUGAGGAUCAGGGUGACACCAGACUUCGCAUUCACAGGAUGUUGGCCACUCCCCUGCUGCCAUGCCCAAUUUUCACUGAAAACAGAACAGUUUCUGAGGAGCGCGUAUUCACUGUCUACCUCGGGGACAUCCCGAAAGACGUUGAGUUGGUUGCAGUUAAUUUGAAUGGACAGGAUUUUACAGUUCCCUUUACAAAUACAAGCAGCCACAACAUUGAAAAAGUUGUUGUUCCCAACCACACUCAUGGCUAUAUUCUGAAAGUGCCUUUUGAAGACCCUGUUAUGCAGCAGAUAAUCAAAGAUGCAACAAUUCAGCACAGGCUGGACAUCAACUACACCCUGACUGUUCUGCCUGAAAAUAAGCCUUUUUACCAACUAGCAUCAGUGAUGGCGGUAACCAAUGCCUCUCUUCCAGCCUUUGACGCUGUCUGUUCAGAGUCUGGCAUCAGCUUUAAACUGGACCACCAGCCUAUUGACCCCCUGUGGGAGAUCCGUAUAGGCUCAGAGCUGCUGACGACAGAGCUGGCAGAUAAGUACGGCUACAUCAUUAGCAACAAUAGCCAAAGACUGCUGCUCGAGGUGCCGCUCUUCACUCAUGGCUACAAGUAUAAGAACAUUACUUUAAAGGACUUCGUUGGCACAUUUGAGCUCUUCAUGCGGAACUGUGAAACCGAAGGCCAAAUUUCAACUAUCAAGACUUGUCAGUUUUAUGCUACUGAACUCAUUGUGUGUUCGGCUGAUGGCAGGAUAACUGUGGUGGCUGACUUGUCUCUGACCAUCACAAGUGAAGGAGUUCCUUCUAGAAUCAACCUGGUAGAUAGAAACUGUAGACCCAAAGAGAUGGACGGCAGCAGGGCUCUCUUCUCUUUUCCAAUCAACAGCUGUGGAUCCACAGUCGAGCUUGGCAAGGAGUCUGUGACUUACAAAAACGAGAUUUUCUUCAGCAAGGAGUUGAAUGCACCAACUGUCUCCAGAAAUGAUUUUGACAGGGUGACAAUCCAGUGUACAUAUGCUCUGGCUGGACUACUGUCAGUAUACAGGUUUCAGUCUGACACAGCUGGGGUUGGCCAUAUUGUGCAUUCUGCACACUCCACUAAAGGUCUACUGGGUCCCACCAUCAAGCCCACUACAGCGCUUCAAACACCAGUGUCAUCUUCCAGAUGCACCCGACGAUGUUUUUCAGUGAGACCUGCUUUCCAGCCUUCUGAGGCCAAAGCAUCCAGCUAUCCAAACGAUGUCUCAAAGGAUGAGCCAGAAGGUGAUCAACGCUAA
Molecule: messenger RNA, 2328 nt
Organism: Etheostoma spectabile (orangethroat darter)
Lineage: Eukaryota; Metazoa; Chordata; Actinopteri; Perciformes; Percidae
Exons: 20
Coding region: 1-2328 (775 amino acids)
Source: RefSeq, a predicted model, not a curated record